AUGUCUCCCAAGGGAAGAAGGCGUUGCCGAAGUUUACCUCCUGACAUCCUUAGUAACCUUCCUGAUAACAUAAUUGAUGUUAUUCUGAUAUGUUUGCCUUGUAAAGAAGCUGUGAGGACAAACAUCUUAUCGAAGAAAUGGAGGUACCAUUGGCGUAGACUUACAGAAUUGACGAUUGAUCAAUCUCAUUGGAGUACAGAGGAGGAUUUACUAUAUCCUACUUCUAAAUUUUUGAAGAUUGUCUACCAGCUUUUAACCCUUCAUGAAGGACCGAUUACUAAGUUUACCCUCAACAUUACCAAGUUGAGAAGUUGUCCUGAGAUUGACUUCUUCAUAUAUCUCCUCUCGAUGAAUGGCAUUCAACAUCUUGUUCUUCACCUUCCAUGGAAUGAAGAUGAAGGUGAAGCAUACAAAUUGUCUUCACUUUUCACAUGUUUGCAGCUGAGGCAUCUAGCUCUUGAAAAUUGUUUUAUACAUCCUCCCUCGAACUUUCAAGGAUUUGAUAGGUUAAUCACCUUAGAACUAUGUGAUGUCACAAUCUCUUCUGAAUUGCUCGGAAGUUUGAUAUCUCAUUGCUCGUUGCUUGAGAAGUUGGUGCUGGUAAUCUCACAAGUUCCAGUUUCAAAUAUGAUAGAAAUUAAUGCCCCUAAGCUGAAAUCCUUUGAUUUCUCAGGCUGUAUAAGUUACAUCAGUCUAACGAACGUCCCUCUUUUGACAAAAGUAUCUCUGGACUUAUGUGAGGGUUCAUCUUUAGAGGCGCACAAUUUUCAUUUUGUGAAGUUUUUCAAGUCUUGUUUUGCUCUCGAGCACCUCGACUUCCAGUUCUGUUUUGAAGAGGUAGAUGUUGCUUUUUUAUAA
This is a messenger RNA of Solanum lycopersicum (tomato), 858 nucleotides long. Its product is annotated as F-box/FBD/LRR-repeat protein At1g13570-like. Gene Ontology annotation, molecular function: protein binding. The record is from RefSeq and is a predicted model, not a curated record. Lineage: Eukaryota; Viridiplantae; Streptophyta; Magnoliopsida; Solanales; Solanaceae.